Trichomycterus rosablanca is the source of this 1055-nucleotide messenger RNA. RefSeq names its product acetylcholinesterase collagenic tail peptide-like. Gene Ontology annotation, biological process: extracellular matrix organization. The transcript is spliced from 13 exons. The annotation marks the transcript as partial. NCBI's taxonomy places the organism in Eukaryota, Metazoa, Chordata, Actinopteri, Siluriformes, Trichomycteridae. The record is from RefSeq and is a predicted model, not a curated record. Gene Ontology annotation, molecular function: extracellular matrix structural constituent conferring tensile strength.
GUACUUUACCCUACGAGAUUAAGAUAGUGAUUGCUGGGAACCACGAGCUGACUUUUGAUCAGGAGUUCAUGGCAGACUUGAUCAAGCAGGACUUCUACUACUUCCCCUCUGCCUCUAAGCUAAAGCCUGAGAACUAUGAAAAUGUGCAGUCCAUGCUCACCAACUGCAUCUACCUGCAGGACUCUGAUGUUACUGUGCGAGGCUUUCGCAUCUACGGCUCACCGUGGUCUAACUGCGCUGGAACCCAAGAAAUUCAACCCCUGCUGUUUACUGGCUCCACCGCCGCCCCUGUUCCCGCCGCCCCCCUCGCUGUGAUUAAUAAUCCUGAUCUGUGGAACAAUAAGGACACGGGGGAGGAUGGUGAUAAAUCGUGGUGCUCUACCCGCUGUGUGGGGGCACCGGGACCGGUCGGCCCUGCAGGACCUCAGGGUCCUCCAGGAUUACCAGGACCCAUGGGACCAAAGGGUGAAAAGGGAGAAAUUGGGCGACCCGGACAGAAGGGACGCACUGGCCCUCCUGGCCUCCCAGGGCGACAUGGACCAAAUGGACAUCCAGGACAAAGCGGGCCCAAAGGAGAGAAAGGAGACCCAGGACUGAUGGGUUUGCCUGGAGCAAGGGGACCAAUGGGAUCCAAGGGUUUGUCUGGAUACAAGGGAGAAAAGGGCUCACGGGGUGAUAUAGGUGACGUUGGCCAGAAGGGUGACAAGGGCACAAUGGGUCUGCCAGGAAUGCUCGGGCAGAAGGGUGAAAUGGGCCCAAAAGGAGAGCCAGGAGCCUCAGGGAGCAGGGGACCCACCGGCCGACCAGGAAAAAGAGGCAAACAGGGUCAGAAGGGAGAUAUUGGUCAUAUGGGACCAAUGGGACCUGCAGGCCCCCAGGGUAACCCUGGUCAUCCUGGUCCUCCUGGUUUACCAGCUUCAGGGCUUUACAUGGUGGGUUCCAAAGGAGAAAAGGGUGAACAGGGUAACCCGGGUCACUGCGACUGCAACUCUCUUACACGCAACCCAAAGUUUGACCACUCAUUCAGAAGCAACAGCUACCCCCGGGUACCAGCG